Molecule: messenger RNA, 1719 nt
Organism: Penicillium cosmopolitanum
Lineage: Eukaryota; Fungi; Ascomycota; Eurotiomycetes; Eurotiales; Aspergillaceae
Product: alpha methylacyl-CoA racemase
Exons: 2
Coding region: 1-1719 (572 amino acids)
Molecular function (GO): catalytic activity
Source: RefSeq, a predicted model, not a curated record
AUGACCCAGAUAGUCUCUGGGGCCGACUUCUACGGACCCGGAUCAUGGAUUGACUCGGAAGCUCUCCCGGUUCCUGAAGAUGCAAAGAGGCUCAUGCAGAUACUGGCAAAUUCCACGCCGGGCUUCACAAAGGAUCCAGUGGCCUUGAACUCAGUCACAUUCACGGGGUCUCCAGAGACAAUCAUCCCCGGUCCCUUGAAAUCUGCUGUCAUCGCCGGAGCCCUUCAUGCCUUGGCCGGCAUAGUUGCGAACGAGAUCCUGGAAAUAAGGGAUGGACAAGAUCCCACGCGUGGUGUCAGCGUCGACACCGAUCACGCGGCCAUCUGGCUGGGAAGCCUCGGCAUGACCAAGCGGAACGGCCAGGCCGUGCGUGAGAUUGCCAAGGAGGGCAAGCUGGGUUCCAUCUUCCCCAAGGAUCUGGAGAAAGACACGUUCGCGACACCGCUCAGGCUACGAGCAACGGCAAGUUACGAGACCAAAGACCCCGGCGUUUGGUAUCAACUGCACGGGUCCCUCGACGCGGACCCGACGUUGCGGCUGAUUGGCCUGGACCCGGCGACACAAUGCGACAGUAACGAUAAGGCAGUCAAGACCAUCGCUGAGCACGUCCGUAGGUACAGUGCCAACGAGCUGGAGAUGAUGUACGUGUCUCGGGGCCUCUGCGGCAGCAUCUGCUACACGCCGGCCGGAUGGUGCGAAACGCGCAUGGCUCAGGACCUUGACAGGCAUCCUCUGAUCAAUUAUUCACAGCAGACCCAUGCCGUCCCCACGCCUGCCAUACCCCUGAGCAUAUUCUCUGAUAAGCGACCCCUCGCUGGGAUCAAGGUCGUUGAGCUGGUUCGUGUCAUUGCAGGUCCUGUCAUCGGGACGACCUUGGCUGCUUUUGGGGCUGAUGUCAUUCGCGUCAACUGCGGACGCCUCCCAGACUUUAACUCACUCCAAUUAACGCUCAACGCUGGUGUGCGAACAGUGGAUGUUGAUCUUGCCAAGGAUGAAGACGUCGAAAGAUUGUGGGCCCUCAUCCAGGACGCAGAUGUCUUUGUCCAAGGUUAUCGGCCCGGUGUGAUCGCCCGGAAAGGUCUUAGUCUCCACAGCCUUCUUGAGAUGGCAGGCAAGCGGGGGAAGGGUAUUGUUUACGUGGAGGAGAAUUGCUACGGGCCCGACGGUACCAUGGCCGAGCGGCCUGGCUGGCAACAGGUCGCCGAUGCAGCCUCCGGAUGCUCAUACGUGACGGGGCGAAGUCUCGGCCACACGGAUGGCACGUGUGUCCUGCCUGCGCUGCCCGUCCCGGACAUGCUGACCGGAUUGAUCGGGGCUAUCGGCACCAUGAUGGCCAUCAGAGACCGCACAAAGCAGGGAGGAUCGUACCACGUCUUCGCCUCGCUGAUGGCCGCGGCCUCUCUCCACCUUAAGCCCGAACUGGGACUGUACGCUCCGACUGUCGUCCAGAAGUGCACUGAAAAGUUCAAAUGGGACGAGAUGGGUCCUGAUCUGUUUGUGCUCGAACUGCUGGACGUGGCUCUCAAAGGGUGGAAGGAUGUUAUGCCCGCGUUCUUUGCAAAUGACUCUCAGUAUACGACGAGAUUGAAAGGUGAUUGGGGCGAUUUCGAGCUGCUAAAACCGGUCGCGAAACUGGCCAGCGUCGAGGCCUCGCCGCACCAUACCACGGCGCCUGAGCCAAACUGCUACCGUCCAAGCGAUGCAGUCUCGUGGCUAUAA